AGUAGCCAAUCACAUUACAGCUUCUUCCAAAACGCGUCAUUCCGUGUUUUUUUUUCUUCCUCUCUACUGAUAAACACGUGUGUGUAUCGCGGUGUGUGGACAAUUUAUAAAAACAUAAACUACUCCACGCUUUCCAAACAACAUCCUUGAGAUGGCGAAGAGCCUGCGGAGCAAGUGGAAGCGGAAGAUGCGUGCGGAGAAGAGGAAGAAGAACGCUCCCAAGGAGCUGGCCCGUCUGAAGCAGGCGCUGAAUCUGGACAAGAAGGGAGAAGCCGUCAUGGCCGACGUGCAGGAAAUCGCCACCGUGGUGACGGCCGACGAGAUCAAGAAGCAGAAGGACGUGGACAUGGCGGAGAUGGAGGGCGCCGAGGGGCAGAUGGACUUGGACGGCAAGCGCAACAAGAAAACACAGCUGGAUGAAAACGGACAGUAUCCCGUGUGGAUGAGCCAGCGUCAGGCCAAGAAACUGAAGGGCAAGCGGAUGUCGAAGAAAAGCGGCAAGGGCAACAAGAAGAAGAAGGGGAUCGCCUGGUGAGCCAGAGGAAACCAAAAAGACCCUUUUUUUUCCUUUUGCUUGAAAGACUUUUUGUUGCAGAAACACAGGAUAAUUUUUCAUGUAUUGAUCGAUACAUGGCAACUGACAGAUCUCAUCCGGUUCAGCGGAUUACAAGAGUCACGGUUGUGCCACAGAGCCUGUUAUUGUAAAGUGAUUCCCUGCAGGAAAGUAUGGGCUCUUAUGGAUCAGCAGCUUGAACAAGGUUUAAGAAAACAGAGCCUUGUGCAAAAUAUGUCAGUGUUUGUCACAUAUUCUCUACUACAAUUUAAAUCUUUUCAUAUUCUGAUUAAAAAAAAUAUUCAGAUUCA
Molecule: messenger RNA, 864 nt
Organism: Scophthalmus maximus (turbot)
Lineage: Eukaryota; Metazoa; Chordata; Actinopteri; Pleuronectiformes; Scophthalmidae
Gene: llph
Product: LLP homolog, long-term synaptic facilitation factor
Exons: 3
Coding region: 152-535 (127 amino acids)
Biological process (GO): dendrite extension
Cellular component (GO): nucleolus
Molecular function (GO): RNA binding
Source: RefSeq, a predicted model, not a curated record